AAUGCAGCCUUCCCAGAAUCCCGCGGGGUGGGCAAGAUGGCCCCUUCCAGGAGCUCGUGGGGCUGCUCCUCGAGAGUAAACCUCUUUUCCACCCGCUAGGCUGGAAGCUGCUGUGGUUGUUGCUGCCGCUCGAUUGCCUAGAGAUGGGCCCACUGCAUUUUUGCUUUCUUCCAGAUAUGACCAUGGAGACGUGGGACAGCCUCUAUGCUCACUUGGCCUUCUUGUGGCUGAACAGAUUCUACUUGUACUCUGGAGCGGUGUUUGGGAUCAGCCUUUGGCUCUGCAUCCAGUUUGUCAGUAAGACCAAAAAGCAGAAUAGAAAUCAGCUCAGAAAAUCAAGCCUUCCCCAAAUUGCUACAGAAGGGCUUGUAGAAGAGCAGAAAGGCCCCAGCACUGACAAAGUCCAUGUCACUGGGGUGAAGAUUUUUUUUGGUUCUCAAACUGGAACAGCAAAGAGAUUUGCGUCAAUACUUGCUGAGUCUGUUGCCUCCCUUAACUUGCCUGCCGAAGUCAUCAACAUGAAGGACUAUGACCCCGACGACUGUCUAGGAGACGAGACAAGCAGCAAGAACAUCUGCGUCUUCUUAGUUGCCACUUACACAGAUGGGAAGCCAACAGAGAAUGCCGUGUGGUUCUGUAAGUGGCUAGAAGAAGCAUCCAGUGACUUUCGAGUCGGCAAAACGUACCUGAAGGGCUUGAGAUAUGCCGUCUUUGGCCUGGGGAAUUCUCUCUAUGCCGAUCACUACAACACCGUGGGCAGGAGCGUGGACAAAUGGCUGUGGAUGCUAGGGGCCCGGCGGGUCCUCUCCUGCGCCCUGGGGGACGCCAAUGUGGUGAAGAGCAAGCAUGGGAGCCUGGAGGCCGACUUUGAGGCUUGGGAGGCCAAGUUCCUGGCCAGGCUCCAGGCCCUCUGCAGAGGGGAGAAGGCGGCCUGCAGAGGGGAGUGUAAGAAGGGCAAGUGCCGCUCCAAGAGGAAAGCUGGGCAGGAGACAUCGUUGGAGCAGGAGCAGAGGGAGGAGGUGGCGGAGGAGGAGCUUUUUGAGACCACGAGCGAAGAGGAUUCUGGCAAUGAAGAGGGAGAGGGUGCGAACCAGAUGGUGGAUGUGGAAGACCUGGGCAGAGUCAUGGGCCACAUGAAGAAAGCCCAGAGAGAGCGUGAGCUGGACCAAGAGGUUGAGAAGACGGGGCGGCUCCAGCGGAGAGGAGAGGAUGCCUUGAGAGAGAUGAUCACGCCAGCUUUGCGGGAUGCCCUCACGAAACAAGGCUACAAGUUGAUUGGGAGCCACUCUGGAGUGAAGCUCUGUCGGUGGACAAAGUCGAUGCUCCGUGGGAGAGGCGGCUGUUACAAGCACACCUUCUAUGGCAUUGAGAGCCACCGCUGCCUGGAGACCACGCCCAGCUUGGCUUGCGCCAACAAGUGCGUCUUCUGCUGGAGGCACCACACAAACCCUGUGGGCACGGAGUGGCGAUGGAAAAUGGACCCUCCCGAAAUGAUCUUGCAGGAGGCCAUUGAGAACCAUCAGAGCCUGAUCAAGCAAUUCAAAGGCGUCCCGGGCGUGAGGAACGACCGUUUUGAAGAAGGGAUGGAGCCCAAGCACUGUGCCCUGUCGCUUGUUGGGGAGCCAAUCAUGUACCCCGAAAUCAACCGUUUCCUAAAGCUGCUCCAUCACAAGAACAUUUCAAGCUUCCUCGUUACAAAUGCACAGUUCCCAGAGGAAAUCAGGAGCCUUGAACCUGUGACGCAGCUCUACGUCAGCGUCGACGCAGGCACCAGAGACAGCUUGAAGAAGAUCGACAGGCCUCUCUUCAAGGAUUUCUGGCAGAGGUUUCUGGACAGCUUGCAAGCCUUGGCAGAAAAGCAACAGCGCACUGUCUAUCGGCUCACGCUGGUGAAAGCCUGGAACGUGGAGGAACUGAAGGCCUACUCUGACUUAGUGUCUCUUGGCAAACCGGAUUUUAUCGAGGUUAAAGGUGUGACCUACUGUGGAGAAAGCUCAGCCAGCAACCUCACCAUGGCCAACAUCCCGUGGCACGAGGAGGUGGGGCACUUUGUCCAGGAGCUGGUCGACCUUCUCCCGGACUACGAAAUCGCCUGCGAGCAUGAGCACUCCAACUGCCUCCUGAUUGCCCACAAGAAGUUCAAGAUCAGCGGGGAGUGGCACACCUGGAUCAACUAUGAUCGCUUUCAGGACCUCUUUCGUCAGUACGAGCAGAGCGGGGGAGCCAAGACGUUCACCUCGGCUGACUAUGUUGCCCCGACUCCUCAGUGGGCUGUCUUUGGGGCAAAGGAAAGGGGCUUUGACCCAACGGACACCCGAUUCCAACGGAAGAACAAAGCCAAGGACAUCUCAGGGUGUUGACACUCUCAAAACAGCAACAGCCAGAACUCCUUUUAGAGCCACAGUCUAGACAAGCCUUCACCUUCCAGUUGAUUUGGACUACAACUCUCAUCAUGCUGGCUGGGGGAUGAUGGGAAUUGUAGUCUCGAGAACGCCAGGUUGGUUUAAGAUCAUUUCAGGGAGAUUUUAGCAUUUACAUUAGCCUCGGAAACUUUUGCAAGGAGGUCUUUGAUAACCACCAGACAAAUAUGAGGCGGGUUCUCAUCUUCUACUCUACUCACUGAUGAGCAAUGUGCUUUCGAAGAAGCAGGCAAGAACAAUUUGUCAUUUUUGAGCAAAAGGUAACCCUGAAAACUUUGUGCCUCCCAACCCCCCCCCCCAAGCGGGGGCAAUAACUGCACCUGGUUCCGUUUGCAGUCCUGGAAACCCAGUGCUGCCUUUUUGCCUUCUCACUUGAUCCCUUCGGUGGUCAGAUUCCUGCCACGUAGUCAAUGGUUCCAUGGGUUUCUGUGUGCGAAAUUCGCACCCCUGAACAUUCCCCAGUUGCAUUUCCACAGGUGAUUUUUGCUCCAAGUUUUAUACAGCACUGUGGGGUGGAGGGGAGGUAGGAAGAUCACAGACCCCACCAAAAUGACCCUUGGCAUGCUUCGUUCCUCCUGAUUGUGGAUGGUGGAGUUUGUCCCAAAGGGGGCUUUGGAGUCUCUCCAGACUGGGGCCCUGCAGGAACAUGAGGGAACUGUGUUUCUGGUGUCACGCCUGAAGCAAAAAGCCAAGCCCUUGAACUCUACGCUACCUUUGGGGUCUCUGUUCUUUGGGUUACCUGACUCCGCUCUCAGGAAACGGAAAACAAAGUUGCCUUAAAUUUGGGUGCUGGCAGCUUAUCAAAGGUCUGUCUCGCUUAACUGGAUUCUGCCACACUUGAUCUGGUUUAACCACCACGGUGUGCUUACACUAAGGCAACGUUCACCCCUUACAUUUAGGGCAGCCCUACAUAUAGAGCCAUCUGAUACCGCUUUAGGAUGGAAAGCUUCAACACUCUUAACAAACUACAGCUCCCAGGAUUCUUUGGGAGAGGGAGAAGCUAUGACUGUUUAAAAUGCUUUAAAUAUAUGGUGUCAAUGGUCUCAGUCCGUUGCUCCACUUGGAAUUCUGGACAUUGUAGUUUUGGGUGAUCCUCUGCAGAAGCUUUCCACAGGACUCGCUUCUGGCUCCCAUAGGGAGGGAGCUUGUUUCUGUCUGUGUUUAAGACAAGCACCGCCUGAGCAGGGAUAAAAACGCUUUCCUGUGCUUCUGGUAGACGAGAUGGAUUUUGGAACAUUUCUUUGUUAAUGGAGGUCAUUAUAUAUUUCCUCAUACAGAAUUCUAAUUGGCUGCACAGAUUUCCCAAUAUGUUGCCUUAGGCUGUGCUGCAUUAAUGUGAAAUUCCCCUUUUGGCUGAAGAGAUCAAAUAUCUGCGGCUACAACCAUAGAAUCCUCAUGUGUGGGUCAGGGAACGUUUUUGAAACAUUUGCUUCAGUUGCUCAGGCACUGGAAGAGGCAAGCAAGUUUUAAAUGGAAUAAUAGCUCCUUGCUUGUUCUGCCCGGGGCUACCACAGGAAAUGUUUGGACUCUGGGCCUGAUUUGUCCCACCAGGCCUCUCCAUUUACCCUAUGAGGCCAUUCCGGAUGAGCCACGCCCAUAUGACGUUAGGAAAUGAUGCGGCUCCCUGCUGAAGGCGGGAUUUGUAGGCACUGCCCAUCAGCAGAUCAUCUGCAGCAGUCUGUUCCUUUGCUUUUUGAGGUUUGAUUUCAAACCACUCAGGCAAAGUAAAAUGAGCUGCCUGAUGCCAUUGAGGGGGUGGCUGAAUCCAGUUCCUGGGGCUGCAGUAAAAACUAUUAACCCACCUCUGGCUUGUGUUAUUACUCUCCCAAAUCUGAACACAUUUCUGUCUAGGAAUUGUGCCAUGCGAAAAAUGAAUUUUCUGCAGCAAUGCCAUGUUUUGGGGUCCCCUUCUGGGCCUUGUCCUCUGUUAUCUACCACUGUUUGAUUUUAUUACACUGGUCUUUUUAAAAUAGAUAUUGCGUUACAAUUUCCCAACCUUGUGAGGUAAGUUGGGCUGAGAGGCUGUGGCCCCUCACAGUCACCCCCAAUGAGCUUCAUGGCCGAGUGGGAGCCCUGCUCUCCAUCCUUCAGGUGCUCAAAAACUCUCGUUUCACCCCCAGUUCAGAAAUCCCAGCGUUCAUCCAUGCUGUUUGGAAUGUGAUGGGCAUAAUCGACAACCCGGAUUUCUUCAAUAAAAAGGCUGUUCUUUACCCAGCGGGAAGGAUAUAGCACUCCCCAGGGUCCAAUUAAGUUGUUAAAAAUUACGCAUUUGGCCUUUCCAUUUUUUAUCUGCCUUUAGCUAAAGCUAACUUUUGAUAUUGCUGUUGUGGUAAAAUGAUAAAACCUUUACAAGCUAAGAUAAAAGAGGCCCAAAUGCU
Molecule: messenger RNA, 4798 nt
Organism: Podarcis muralis (Common wall lizard)
Lineage: Eukaryota; Metazoa; Chordata; Lepidosauria; Squamata; Lacertidae
Product: S-adenosyl-L-methionine-dependent tRNA 4-demethylwyosine synthase TYW1-like
Biological process (GO): wybutosine biosynthetic process
Molecular function (GO): 4 iron, 4 sulfur cluster binding; catalytic activity; FMN binding
Source: RefSeq, a predicted model, not a curated record